Messenger RNA from Rotaria sp. Silwood2, 1053 nucleotides. Lineage: Eukaryota; Metazoa; Rotifera; Eurotatoria; Philodinida; Philodinidae. The record is from the annotation of a GenBank genome assembly.
AUGGGUCGACGUAAACGCAAGUCUAAAAAUGAACAUCCAAUAUGUACUGUAUGCCGAAUGUCGUAUUCACCUUUAUCUUCUUUAAUUCCUCGUUGCUCUUCAUGUAUUUCUUCGUGUCGAAAUACCAUUUGUGAUUCAUGUCUUCAUCGAUACAUCUAUACUUCUGUCUCGGAAGAUAUUACAAAACGGAUAAUUUGUCCCGAAGAAGGAUGUCAUGUUGAACUGGGAGAAGCUACUAUUAAUGCAGCACUUGUUAAUUUUGGCUAUCAACAUUUAUGGAAAGAUUAUGCGUUCAGAUAUAAGUGGUUUGGAACAAGUGAACAAUGGAUACGAGUAUUUGCUGUAAGAUGUCCUAGUUGUCGAGUACCUAUUGAAAAAAACGGUGGUUGUGAUCGUAUGGAAUGUAGACAGUGUCAUUUACAUUUCAGUUGGUCGCAAGCGAAAAUUCUGUACAAGAUUGGAAUUCGAAUGAAUCCAUACGGUUCAAAUCCUUUUGGUGUUGGUCCUUCAUUUCCAUAUGCAGGUGCUUUUCCUCAGCAAGGUUUCGGACAAUUUGGUAAUACUGGGGGAUUUUUUCACAGUGGUGUUCCACUUCCUGGAGGAAAUUUUUUUCAAGGUAAUCCACCAUUGUCUCCUCCUGCAACUGGCUUUCCUCCACAACCUAUAGGUGGUCAAUUCGGACAAGGCUAUAGUUUUUCUUCGGCACCUGGUGGCUUUGGCUAUCCACCAGCUUCGUAUAUGCCACCAGUACCACAACCUCAAUUUGGUGCUCCUUUUCCUCCAGAACAAUAUCAUUAUGGCAAUCAAAAUUAUUUUGGUAGUGGUGCCUAUGGCCGAACUCGAUCUCGAUCUCGUCAUUCAUCACGUCAUCGAUCUAAACCACGUCAUCGAAGUCGUUCAUCAUCUAGCAGUAGUAAUGAACGUCGAAGAAGAGGUUCACCUUUUGGUCAUCCUGGUCAUUUUUAUGGUAAUGCUUCACCUUUUGCAAAUGUACCACCAAUACCACCACGAGGUGGUUCACCUAUUAUUCCUCCUCGUCCACCUGUUUGGUAA